AUGGGCUAUCGAACACUAUCAUAUUUACCUCUAUGGUGCUUAGUUUACUAUCAUCACCGACCACAACCGCUACUCGGAAUCUUUAAAAGUCAGAAACCGACUUCAGCGAGAAUCGACCGCUGGAAACUAAGACUGAUGCGAUAUGAUUGCGAAGUUGUUUACAAACCAGGGAAAGAUGCAGAAAACCCUGCUGAUUUUCUCAGUCGUCACCCCAACCCUGUUGCUUCUUCGCCCACCGACAACACUACCGAAGCCUAUAUCAACUAUUUUCGCAUCAACCUCAUCCCCAAAGCUAUGAAACUGGACAAAGUGAAGAACGAAACUGCUAACGACCCCGUCCUUUUCAAGCUUUCUGAUGCAAUCACACACAACCGAUGGCUCGAUCCUGAAGUGAACCGGUCGUUAACGUAA
Molecule: messenger RNA, 411 nt
Organism: Paramuricea clavata
Lineage: Eukaryota; Metazoa; Cnidaria; Anthozoa; Malacalcyonacea; Plexauridae
Source: the annotation of a GenBank genome assembly